Molecule: messenger RNA, 1068 nt
Organism: Talaromyces amestolkiae
Lineage: Eukaryota; Fungi; Ascomycota; Eurotiomycetes; Eurotiales; Trichocomaceae
Exons: 1
Coding region: 1-1068 (355 amino acids)
Molecular function (GO): carbon-oxygen lyase activity, acting on phosphates
Source: RefSeq, a predicted model, not a curated record
AUGGUGAAACCAAUGGCCUUGAUAUCUACCCUCUUACUGACAGCUCAUGAUGCCAUUUCCAAAAGCAAGCUAUCUCCAACAAACCGCGUGUCAUUGAAGGAAAAAUGCGCUAUCGCGGUCAACAAGCUCCUCCAUGGAACUUCAUAUCAAUAUCCAGCAAAAGUCUGCUUUGACCAGACCCUGAAGAAGAAGGUCGAAAACUCCAUGCUGAAAGCAGGUCUUUCGUCAGAGACUCUGGCUCGAAUUCAGCCGUACAUUGAUAGCAGCGUCAACAUUUCCCUGACAUGCUAUGCACACACUUCUCCUGAAGUUCGAGAAUUUGUGGCAAUCUACACAUCAUAUGCAAUCACCGUCGACGAUCUAGGCCACGAGUUUCCUGAUGACAUGAAGGGAAUUGUCUCGAGCCUCUUGAACGGACACACCAUCGAGAACACCAUCCUUCGUGGCUAUUUUGAUCUUAUGAGAGACCAUGGCUCCCAGUUCGGCCAGUUCGGCAGCGACAUGAUAGCCAAAGCUACUGUCGACUUUGUUUGUAGCUGCUAUGUGGAGUUAGAGCUCGAGCAGCGCAAAGGCAAUGCCAAUGUCAACGGGGAUCAUCAUCAUACAGUCACUGCACCAGAAUUCGCCGAGUAUUUCCGUAUCAAAACCGGCGUGUCGGAACCAUACGCCUUUUUCGCAUUUCCAGAACACCUCGCCCGUGAAGACGAGUGGCUGCACACCUACCUCCCCGCCAUCACUUACAUGGUAAAGUUUUUCAACUAUGCCAACGACGUCUUGUCUUUCUACAAAGAAUCCGGGGCGGAGGAAAAGGCCAAUUACAUCAGUAAUCAAGCGGCCGCUCACAACAUCUCGCGUUUUGAGUCGUUGGAGAUGCUUUGCAAGAGGACAAUUGAGGUAUUCCACACUAUCGACGCUAUUCUUGCCCCGAAUGAAGAUCUCCGUCGCAAGGUUCAUCAGUGGAUGCAUGGAUAUCUGGCUUAUCACAUGGUCUCAGCCCGCUACCGACUGGAUGAGCUAGGUAUUCCGGCCGUGGUGGAGGCUAGACAGUUGUUCUUUGGAAAAGAUUGA